UUGAGAUUCAAAUAUAACAAACCAUCCAGCGAUGGCGCCCAACGUUCAAGACGACAGCGCUUGCGGAUGAAAUCGCACGAGCGCCAGACUUAGGCGCUGACCUGGGUCGACUGGUCUGAGUCGCUGCGACCUGUUGCUGCCCAUCGGGGCCCUCCACACAGAGCAAGGAACCGCUGAAACCGAGUCUGAGUAGCAGCAGCUUGCGGCCAGAUACAGCGGCCAUGACACGGCAGCGCUGAUGGUUCUCUGCAUUUCUGACACUAUUGACUGCCCGAGUGGAGCUCAGCAUCAGAGUAAAUCGUUGACGCGAUUCGAUGCGGGAAACGAUCGAAUCGUGAGUCGCCUCCCUUUUGGUUGGCUCUCCAGCUUCACAUCCAUGCCAUGAUGAGAAACCACGGCUUCGCUUGGUCGAUGGUGCAUGCAGGGGCCAACCAAAAGUUUGUUCUGCAUGUCGGAUCGUUUCCAACAAAGAGUGUGACUGUUGUGUGCAUAUGCAGUCGCUCUUAAAGUCUGCCCGUGCCAGCUGUUCAGGUGGCAAACCCCUCCCCAUUUCCUAUUGUUCUUCGUUCAUUCAAAGCCCAACAAUGGUGGUCAAUCACCUUCAUUGACCUAUUUUCCUAUCAUUAAACCUUCUAUUCGUUUAUAUUCCUCUUGUUCACCUGUUGACUGUUCGGACUGGUUCCAAUAUCACAUACACUUUCUCAUUUGUGCAAGCUUUGACUCACUUAUAAACCACCUCACUGAUAACGUUCACUUACAUCCGACAAACUUCACUUCACUGUCGUGACUAUACCUUCGAUUCAAAAGUUUCUACACAACUCAAAUAUCACACUUUGCUACUUCAAACCUUCUUCCUUCCUUAUCAAAACUUCAUCUCGAUAUUUUCUCGACCUUCAGUCGUAACUCAACAACAUUUCAUUCAUUUCUACCUACCAAAUACGCCAUCGCCCGCCAUGUUCGGAUUUGGUCAGCGAGCCUGGGGCCCAGGCAUGAUCGUUCUCCAGAUCCUGCGUGUUUUCACGAUCAUCAGCCUCCUGGCCGCCGCUGCCUCUUGUUGGGUCCUCAUCAUCAAGAUCGACACCUCCAAAGGCUGGUUCUUUUUCGAGGCUCUCUCUCUCGCGAUGAUGAGUUCGGCCACCAUAUUCCUCGUCAUUUCCGAGUUGCCCUUCUGCAAAGCGUAUUUCGCCAACCAUUGGCCCGUAUUUUCCGAUGAACACGGUCUCUUUUGGCUUGGAAUCGCUCUUAUACUGAUUGGGACCAACCUCCUCGGCAAGCUCAACUCGGAGGAUAAUGGUAGCGAACAUUUGGGUCUUCCCUUUUGGCGACUUAUCGUGUCUGCUGGCAUCUUGACCUCCACCUUCGGCGUUAUGAACCUCAUCUGCACUUUCGCCUUCCGAGGUGUCAACGUCAAUGCUCGCAAGAUUCGGUCCAAUGGAUCCCUCGCGGACGAUGAAUCGUUCGGCAAACCCCAGUCUAACUACAGCGCAUCAUUCACUAAUGAAGAUCGACCUCAGAAUACUUUCAAAAGGUUCUUUUGGGACAGGAAGAACGAGUCCACACCCCGACGACCUACCAUAAGUCAACCUAUCACUCGUGAGCGUGAUCUUGAGCGCAAUGCCCCUCCUCCCCCUCACUAUGAGCAUCAAGAACCCUCUUCACUCAGCCGGCACUCAUACGACUCUGGCGAGGAUCGCCGUAGUCCCAUCGUCCCCGAAGUUCGUCGCCCAGAUACAGCCCUGCACCCGAUGAAUAUUCGCCCGCAUAGCCCGAGCAUGUACUCGGAGGCGCACAUGUCUCGCUUCUAGGAAGAACCGGCGCGCAAAUAGGAGAAAGCGCGUAAAUUAGCGGAGGACAAGAAGCAACCGACACAGGUCGCGAAGACGGUCCACAAGACUGUGAAGAACAAGGAGAAUGUACAGUGUAACUCGGAAAAUUGUAACUGCAAAGGUUGCGUGCGCGAAGGGAAAAAGGUAGAAGGGCGUUAAGGCAUUAGGAGUCAGCGAUACCACGUUUUGGAUUUAUGGCUUUUUUUUUUGUUUGCUAGCAGUGAUACCAGCUUGCCAAACUGUCUUUAUAACCAGUUCAACAAAUCAUAUUCAAACUCAAAUUUGUUUCUAAGCUUAAUAUCCAGAAGACUCAUGUAUUU
Fusarium verticillioides 7600 is the source of this 2146-nucleotide messenger RNA. RefSeq lists its product as hypothetical. Lineage: Eukaryota; Fungi; Ascomycota; Sordariomycetes; Hypocreales; Nectriaceae. The record is from RefSeq and is a predicted model, not a curated record. The transcript is spliced from 2 exons. The coding region runs from base 954 to 1805 and encodes 283 amino acids.